AUGGAUAUCUUUCAACUUAAUGAAUUAGCAGAUGAUAUGAUGAACUUAUAUGAUGAUGACUUCUACAAUUUUCUUGAAAAUUCAUUAAAUAAACAUUUAUAUGAGCUUUUUCGAGUGCAGACUAUUCAACAUGUGACUUCAUUGUCGUCAAUAACAAUUGAUCAAAUAAUAGAAAUACUUACUGCUGAUAUUAUUAAUUUGAAUAAUUUGAAAAAAUCACUUGGUUUUGUAACAACUGAUGGAAAAUUUCAUCUCCGAUUUGGUCAUCGAGAUUUAUUAGAAUGUUUAUUAAUAUUAGGAAAAUCAAAGAAAAAUUUGUCUAUUAAAGAUUUCGAUCUUACAAAUAAAUAUAUGAAAAAUCAAACUCAUGAAAAAAUUUUAGAAAUGUGA
Rotaria sordida is the source of this 390-nucleotide messenger RNA. The record is from the annotation of a GenBank genome assembly. Lineage: Eukaryota; Metazoa; Rotifera; Eurotatoria; Philodinida; Philodinidae.